Messenger RNA from Phacochoerus africanus (Common warthog), 2059 nucleotides. RefSeq names its product dCMP deaminase (gene DCTD). Lineage: Eukaryota; Metazoa; Chordata; Mammalia; Artiodactyla; Suidae. Gene Ontology annotation, molecular function: zinc ion binding; dCMP deaminase activity. The record is from RefSeq and is a predicted model, not a curated record. Gene Ontology annotation, biological process: dTMP biosynthetic process; dUMP biosynthetic process. Bases 126 to 662 code for a protein of 178 amino acids. Gene Ontology annotation, cellular component: cytoplasm. The transcript has 6 exons.
CGCCGCCGCCAGAUCAAAGUCAACGGUGAAACCCAAACCCCCCACAACAAAGGGUGCCAGCCGGCCCGGAAGGAGACGUUCGUGCGCUGGCCCUAAAGGGCGCCAUCCGGAUCUUUAGACCCAGCAUGAGCACAGUGCCCUGCAAAAAACGCGAUGACUAUUUGGAGUGGCCUGAGUAUUUCAUGGCAGUGGCCUUCCUGUCAGCACAGAGGAGCAAAGAUCCAAAUUCCCAGGUCGGAGCCUGCAUCGUGAAUGCAGAAAAUAAGAUUGUGGGCAUCGGGUACAAUGGAAUGCCCAAUGGGUGCAGUGAUGACCUCUUGCCUUGGAGGAGGACAGCAGAGAACAUCCUGGACACCAAAUACCCUUACGUGUGCCACGCCGAGCUGAAUGCCAUCAUGAACAAAAACUCGGCGGAUGUGAAAGGCUGUACCAUGUAUGUCGCCUUGUUCCCGUGUAAUGAAUGUGCUAAGCUCAUCAUCCAGGCAGGGAUAAAAGAAGUUAUUUUCAUGUCUGAUAAAUACCACGAUAGCAAUGAGACAACAGCAGCGAGGCUCAUGUUUGAAAUGGCCGGGGUUUCCUUCAGGAAAUUCACACCAAAGUGCAGCCAGAUUGUCAUUGACUUUGAUUCAAUUAACAGCAGAGCGAGUGAGACACUCCAGUGAGUGACACAUCAUUGCAUCUCCAGAUCGGGAUUAUCCUCUUCUAAGAAGCUCUAAUGCCUUUCAUCUGGAAGUUAUACAGAACUUUUUAAUAGCCAGGGCAUACACGUCCACAUCUAAAGAACAUAAGACCUCCAAUCUUCCCGACUCUCUCCCGUCACCUAGAAUCAGCAUCUGUUGAAAUUACUGAUCGAGGGUUUCAAAGAAAGGAGCUGUGGAUGACAUGUCUCGAAGGUUUGGAGUGGGCACCUUCCCUCCUGUCCCCUGGUUUGCUGGGAUACUGGUGGCUCUGCAGAAGGGCGUCAGCUGUGUGUCGUGCACUGCAUUUCACAGCUGCUCUUCAACACUCCGUGUGCUGGAAGGACUGAUGAAUCAUUGCAGUUGUGUUCCUAGCUGGAUGAGCAGACACCCCAGUCCAAACAUCUGGCUCAAGUGAAGCAUAACGUAUGAUGCCUUUGGGAGAAAAAAAGGGACCCAUAAGGCAUUAGCAUUUAAGCAUUUGCUUUAGGGAGUUGAGGGAACCAACACCCAACCACCUGAAACACCUGGAUGGGGGGGGCCACAUCUGUCCCGACAGACAAUGAGCAUAACUGAGCCUGCGAUUCUUUCUCCACUUCUGCUGACCUGCUACCCACAAGGUAGUGGCACAGUAUCCCUCUGGGGCUGGAGACCUCCAUUGUUUUAUUUUUUGGCUGCCCCUGUGGCAUGCAGAAGUUUCUGGGCCAGAGAUUGAAUCCAUGCCACAGCAGUGACCUGAGCCCCCAGCAGUGACAACACCGGAUUGCUGACUCACUGAGCCACCAGGGAACUCCCAGACCCCUGUUCUUCUCAUCUUUGGUUUGUUGGUGGCACAGACCUGUUACAUUAGUUUUUCUGGAUAAUGAGUAGUUCCCAGAGGAGGCAGCCUGUCUCCUGGUGUCACCCCAGGACCACGUCCUUCCAUGGAGCAGGUGGUAUGGGUAGGGGCUGAGCACAUACCUGCUGUUCCACUGACCAGUAGUGCAGUAGUGUUCAUUUUCAAGGCUGCUCUAGCCUAUCCUAAAGUGAAACGGGAGAGAGCUCAACCCAUCUCCAGGCGUUUCUUCCAGAUCUGUGUGUGAUGGGAGCUUGCUUGUCCUCCUGGCCCCCUGCCGUCCUCAACACAAAUCUCACCCUCCUAAUCGCUGCAAUUUGGGGAAUGGGUAGCCGGGCACCUUGUCUUUAAUCUCAUUUAGUUUUUAUUAGACGUGCUCAGUACUUUUGUUGAGAAAAUGGUUUCUUUAUCCUAAAGAUUAUGACUGUUUAAAGUGCUCUUACAUUUUUAUGAAUUUUUUUUUUGUCUCUGAGGUUUUGUACUCCAUGUUCUGGGGUAUUCGUAAUUUGGCUCCUGACCACAGUUAUUAAAAUCUUAUUAAAAUCCA